Molecule: messenger RNA, 3980 nt
Organism: Danio aesculapii
Lineage: Eukaryota; Metazoa; Chordata; Actinopteri; Cypriniformes; Danionidae
Product: integrator complex subunit 5-like
Exons: 2
Coding region: 146-3217 (1023 amino acids)
Biological process (GO): snRNA 3'-end processing
Cellular component (GO): integrator complex
Source: RefSeq, a predicted model, not a curated record
UCUGGUGCAUCGUUCAAUGAAACGGUGCUGACACUGGUAGAAGUUGUAAAUAGUCAACUUUCCUACCAUAAAUCGACGUUGUUGUUGUUAUUCUUUAUGCUAAUAUAAUACAGUGCAUGGAAUAUUUAGCGUAAGCUUAUUAACGAUGUCUGGGUUGUUCGAGGGGAAUGCCUUACCAGGCAUACAAACUCAUAGCCACACUCAAAACAAUUACAGUCCUCAAGAGCUGGCUUUAGAAAUCAAGGCUUUCAUCAGCGGAGUCGACCAGACACAAGGACGUAAACUCAGCGUACGGGAUCAUGCUCGCUGUGCAAUACGCCUCCUUCGAACUGUCCCAGCCUGCCGCGAAGCCGUCUUGGAGCAUUUAAGGGGAGUGUAUGAUGAAUACGUUGCAUCCUUUCUACAGGACCUGGAGGCAGAGGGAGAAAAUGGUGGUAAUGGUGUGAGUGGAGGAAGCAGUGCCAGCAUAUCAAAUUUAGAGGAUGUUAUUAAAGAAGUCCACGCAGUCCUCUCUGAAUUUAUCAAGCUUAGUCCUAAAGCUUGGGCUCCCCUUGUGUCCAGCUGGGCCGUAGACCUUCUUGGUCAGCUUAGCAGCAAGCAUGCAGGACGCCGGGCCGCUCCUCACUCAUCCAGCCUGAAUGAGCUGCUGCAACUUUGGAUGUCAUGUGCAGCCACUCGCUCACUAAUGGAGUGCUACUCUCAGUGUCUAGCGGCCAUGUUGGCCUGGUGUCCCGAUGCAUGUGUGGAUGCUUUGUUGGACACCUCAGUCCAGCACUCUCCUCAUUUUGACUGGGUCGUCGCCCAUAUUGGUUCUGCUUUUCCUGGUACUAUCAUUAGCAGGGUUUUAGCUUGUGGUCUCAAAGACUUCUACGCACACGGAUAUUCCUCUGCUGAGAAGAUCAACCAACAGCAAGCAAUAGACAAGAGUAGUAGAGUCCCUAAAAUAGGCUCAGUGGUUGGUAUCCUUGGACACUUGGCCUCUAGACAUUCAGAUAGCAUCAAGAAAGAGCUUCUUAGGAUGUUUCAGGACAGUCUGUCUGUGCCUCCACAAAAUGUACCUCAGCAUACAUCUGGAGCGGGUGGAUGGGAGAAUUCCCCUCAUCUUCGUAGGGCAACUGUACCAUUCCUGCUUCAACUGGCUGCUCUUUCCCCAACUCUCCUUGGUGCCGUUUCUACAGAGCUUGUUGAGUUUCUCAGACCACCUGUCCUAAUUCAACUGCAAGCCCAAUUCCAGGCUUUGCCCCGGGAAGAGCUUGAGAAUAUGUUGGGUCUAGCUGUGCACCUCAUAAGCCAAAGCCCUUCAGGUGGAGCAAAAGUGCUGAAGUUCCUUGCAGACACAGCAACGCCCUCUUCAGUGAUCAUAUCAGGUCCUACGCCAUCUCCCCAUGAUGGUAUUCGAGAAGCCUGUGACCGAUUACUGCAAAUGCUUCUGCUGCAUCUUCACAAGCUGGUGCACAACCGACCAGACGGUGAUGAACCUUUUCCACAGUCGUCUUCUUCUCCGGCAAUGCCGCAAGUGAUCCCAUUUCUUGAAGAGCUCCAGGCUCACAUUGCUGAUCUGUGUGCUGAAACUCUUAGACUGGAGCGGAAGCGGCACCUCUGGUUGCACCAGCUCCUUUGUCUGCUUUCAGUGUAUGGCGGCCCAAGCAUAGCCACUGAAGCUUUAUGUCAGCUCUUCACUCAAGCCCGAAACCCAGAGGAGCUUGCGUUAGCCUCGCAAUUAUACACCCAACUUUCCACUUCACUUUGUGGGUUACUACCCUCAACAGUAGCCCGCUGUGUUGCUCAGAUCCACACACAAACUCUUGAAAUUAAAGAGUUAGCUCAGCUACUGAAUAACCUGGCUACUGCAGUACAGAGUCAAGAGGAGGAAGGAAAAAACGGAGGAGGUACAACAACUACAACAGGUAGUUUAGCACAGUCUUCAAUGGCUUCGGAAGUCAGAGUUGCCGUUUCCAGCCACCUUCAGGAUUUCUGUCCACUACUUCUGCAUGGGGAUUCACUGGUAUCCAAAGCAGCUGUCAGACUUCUCUCAUGUAGCCAGCUUCCCCGAGCAUGCUCUCCAGCUCAUCUGUUGCGCAUAUGUAGAGCUGCGGUGUCGCACUUCUUUGUGUGUUUACGGGAACAAGGGAAGAGUCCUAAUUCAGGUCAAGAGGAAGUAGGCUACUCCAGGCGACUCUUAUCACGUCUUGCGGCUUAUUCUCCUUUGUCGCAAAAAGCUGUGCUUCAACAACUGGUGGAGGGAGCUCUACACAAAGGCAACCAAGAUUUAUUUGGAGGUCUGCAAGAAAAUCCGAGUGAUGAUGCCACACAGUCCCAAAACCUUGUCCCAGACUUGGGCAUCUCCCUAUUGGAUGUCAACCGCAAAUUUGGCACGUCAGUUAACUUCUCUGGUAAUGUGUGGUCUGUUUUCCAUGCUGGAAUAAUCGGAAAGGGUUUAAAGCCUCCAUACACUCCCUUUCAUCCUGACCCAGAUCGAGUCAGUCAGAAUAUACAGACCUUGCUUGCGGUCAUGGUUCAGUGCUGCAGCUCAAGUGGAGGAAACCCUACUGGUUCUGCUGGGAGUACUGGUAGUGAACCUAAUGUUUCAGAUAAACUCCCACCAAUCAAUGCUGAAGCUGCAAAGGUAAUUGCCGUAACUCUUGUGGAGAAUAUAUGCACAGAUGUGGCAAAUGGAGAACUUUCCUGGCCUCCAGAGGAACAUGCAAAAACCACAGUUGAGCGAGAUAUACACAUUCGCCGUUGCUUUGAAAAAACCCCAGUGUUAUUUCACCUUCUCCAUGUGGUCGCAGCCGGACGUCCAGCUCUAUGCUAUUGCUCUGUUAUUUUAAGGGGUCUACUGUCCACCUUACUGGCUCACUGGGAGUCCUCAAGGGAGCCGUCAGUGUCUGACUCCCCCUGGCACCUUCAGACCUCCUGCUGGCUUGUAUCAUGUAUGGGCGAAGGUCAGCUACUUCCUCCAGUCUUGAGUAACAUCAAUGAGGUCUUCCCUCACCUCUCGCCCUUUGAAGUUCGGCUGCUGCUGCUGGGCGUAUGGGAGUAUAUGCGAGGGAACAGCCCGAUGCCACAGAAGUUCACCUUCUGUGCUGACCAGGGACUUUUCUUUCGGGACUUUUCACGUGAUGGAGAUGUUGCUCGCUAUAUUGCGCCCAUCCACAGUGUUCUGCAUAAAAACAUUGACCGAUUGGGACACUUGUGCUGGAGGUUUCAAGUUUGAUGAAAAAUUAAUUGAAGAUUUGUUACAAACAUGAUUUUUUUCAGGGUCACAGACUUUUUUGGAUUUAGAUAUUUUUCUACGUUGUUGUGUGUUGUAAACUUGAGAUCUGAAGUUGACAUUUCUACAUUUAAAACUGUAACAAACCUACUUUAGAUGUAGCGUUUUUCUUGUUUGCUAACCAUCAAAUCUUUUUUGUAUACAACCAUCUAGCAUUUGUAGAUUGUUUGUUUUAUUAAAGAGAUAGUUCACCCAAAAAUCAAUAUACUGUCAUAAUUUAUGAACCCUUUACUUUAGGGGGGUCCAAACUUGGUCCUGGAGGGUCGGUGUCCUGCAUAGUUUAGCUCCAACUUUCUCCACUUACCUACCUGGAUGUCUAGUAUACCUAUAAAGAGCUUAAUUAGCUGGUUCAGGUGUGUUUAUUUGGGGUUGGAACUAAAAUAUGCAGCACACUGGCGCUCCAGGACCGAGUUUGGACACCCCUGCUCUACUUGUUUCAGGUCAUUUUGAGUUUCUUUCUUCUGUUAAAAAGGAAGUAAUAUAAAUUUAAAAAUGUUGGAAACCUGUAACUAUUGGCUUGCAUAGUAUUUGUUUUCCUAGUACGGAUUUCAGUAUGUACAGGUUUUCAGCUUUCUUCAAAAUAUCUUAUUUUUUGUUCAGGGUGAACUAUAAUUUUAAGCUAGUUAAAACGUUCUAUUACAGCAGUGUAAGAUACUCCAAAAAUAUUUUUGCAAUUCUGCAUUUUGUGUGUGUUGUGUGGAAAACA